This is a messenger RNA of Mucor mucedo, 1000 nucleotides long. RefSeq names its product Alpha/Beta hydrolase protein. The transcript has a single exon. Gene Ontology annotation, molecular function: triacylglycerol lipase activity. Gene Ontology annotation, biological process: glycerolipid catabolic process. The record is from RefSeq and is a predicted model, not a curated record. Lineage: Eukaryota; Fungi; Mucoromycota; Mucoromycetes; Mucorales; Mucoraceae. The coding region runs from base 28 to 864 and encodes 278 amino acids.
CGACGCUGAUAAAGAAGCUGUAAUCCAAUGUCUGAACAAUAUCUACAGGUCGACGGAGCCAAUAUCUGCUACGAAGUUGAAGGUACUGGCCCCUAUAUUGUAUUUGUCCCGGGAGGAAACGGUGGACAUAGAUUAUUUAAACGUAUUCGUGAUCUUUUGGUGAAGUAUUACACUGUUGUUUUGUAUGACCGACGUGGUUACUUUCGCAGCGAAUUGACUGGUCCUCAAGAUUACUCAAAAAAUGUUGAAACGAAUGUCGAAGACUUGCACAAGCUAAUGACUCAUAUAACUGACAAGACCUUUAUAUUAUUUGGUAUUAGUGCUUCUGCUCCAUCCAUAUUGGAGUAUCUGAUUGCUUAUCCCGAGACCGUUUCAAAAGUUUUUAUUCAUGAACCACUUUAUUUUGUAAAGAGCUUUCCAGAAACUGAAAAUGUCCAAAAUUUUCACAAUUCAGUUUACAGAAUACUACACAAGGAAGACAGAAAUGCGAGUUUGAAACUUUUUGGACAUAAGUAUUUUAAUGCAUUGGAUUACCAUAUAUUGGUUCGCAACCAAAGGAAUGACAAGGUCAAUAAUUGGAAUCAUUGGUUAGAGCAUGAAUUUUGUGAAGAUCCGUUUAUUAAUAUCGAUUUGGAUUUGGUGAAAACUCACGAUGACAAGCUGGUAUUUCUACAUGGUGCAGAUUCCAGAGAUUAUUUUAUUUAUGAGCCUGGAGCCUUUAUUGCUCAAUCAUUGGGGAAAGAAACUUUGCCUUGUCCUGGCGGGCAUAUCGGGUAUUAUACUCAUUCUGAAGCUUUUGCUGUAGAUUUUAUCAAUCUCUUGCAGACUUCUAAUAAGGUUUUGACUCAAACUUUAAAUGAUUAGAUAAUGCCAUUCAUUUGACUCAUAAUUAUACUACUCUAUAAUGAUAAUCUACUCCAACUACAAAUUCCUAUGCAUUUGCUGGAAUAUUUUUGCUAUCAAACAUAAUAAACACAUACAUUUUGUCUCAUAAGCAAAC